Caenorhabditis briggsae is the source of this 345-nucleotide messenger RNA. The coding region runs from base 1 to 345 and encodes 114 amino acids. The transcript has a single exon. The record is from RefSeq and is a predicted model, not a curated record. NCBI's taxonomy places the organism in Eukaryota, Metazoa, Nematoda, Chromadorea, Rhabditida, Rhabditidae.
AUGUUCUCUUCUCGUAUUUUCUUCAUUCUCGCUUGCAUUCUCUCUGUGACGAUUGCUCAGCACUACCGUAACCAACACUACCGCUAUCAGGGCUACGGUAACUACCGUAAUCCCUAUGGCACUCGCUACCAGACCAUCUAUCAAGGUUACCGUAGUCCCUACAACACUUACUACAAUAACUAUUAUGCUCAAGCUCAACCGAGUAGCUACCAGUACUACGGUAGUGGAGACAAGUACAUUGGCAAUGGGGUCCACGUGGAUUCGCAUGGAAAUGGAUACAUUGGAGCCAAAGACACCGGGUUAUACAUAUUCUGUGCGUCGAGAGGAUGUGUUGGCAGAGGAUGA